Molecule: messenger RNA, 1766 nt
Organism: Hyaloscypha bicolor E
Lineage: Eukaryota; Fungi; Ascomycota; Leotiomycetes; Helotiales; Hyaloscyphaceae
Exons: 4
Coding region: 54-1724 (556 amino acids)
Source: RefSeq, a predicted model, not a curated record
GUCCUUUUGUAACACAAUAUAUUGUAUUUCCCCCCUGGUUUCAUUCUUGACUUAUGGAGCCUCCACUUCAGAUUGUGAAAGGCGGGGAUGGUAUCUUGCGGGAUGUCCACGAUCGGCCGAUGAUUGUCGUCUUUAACGCAACAAAGAGUGAUCUCGGUGCCAUUAAAGGUGGUGGCGUAAGUCUUGCAGCAAGCGCAAGUGCAAAAUGUUCACCAUUCGCAUUCGUGCAUGAGGAUGGACUGACGAAAGAAGACGGGGCGGCACGAGCUUUGAUACGGACUCAUGUUAUGCGGGAUCACUUCAGGCGAAAACGAGAGAAGGCAAUUCAAAAACGCCAGUCCGGACAUUUCGACGCCGAGAAUCCUAAAGAAUCCAUUCCAGCUAGCGUCCUCUGGGCUGAUGACCCUUUUGGGACUUGCUCGCUUCCGCCUCAGCCAUCUGGGAUCUUAGAUCAUUUUGCACAGUAUCCAAUCGAGAUGACGCCUCGCACACACCAACUGGUCAAUCACUAUGUCACUAUCAUUGCAGGAUUAGCGCAGCCGGGGGCGUUCAACUAUAUGUACAGUUUUGCCGCAGGACUGAGGGAUCAAGCAUUGUUUCACGUGCUGCUACUAACGUCGGCACUUCACCUGUGUUACUUGACGGGGAGAGUAAACUGGGAAGAAACUGGAAAAGGCCCGUCGACUGAAAUUAUCUCUCACAAGCUCAUAGCCAUCCAGAAGGUUAAUGAGAAGUUGCGAGAUUCCGCUACGGCAAUCUCUGAUCAAGUGAUUCAUGCUGUUACAUUUUUGGCAAUGGCUGAAAGUGUGAACUGCUUGGGGGGAGACAAAGCCGCUGCAAAUGCUCAUUUAGACGGCUUGAGUCGGAUGGUAAAGGUCCGCGGGGGACUAGAAGCUCUCGACCACGACAUAGUACGCAAGAUUUGCCUCGCCGACUAUUUGUGCUGUGUGGAACAUGACCAACAACCACGCUUCAAGCCCCCUCCUUCCGGCAAAGAUACAGACCAGAAGGAGCAUGUACUUCGAAGAGCUCGACUACCUUGGCCGCACAUGCAAAGAAUUGAAUAUUCAUCGAUGGUAGAGGUGCCGGCUGGGUUCCAAUGUCUUCAGACUCUUGUCCACCUGGACGACGAGUUUAUUAACAUCGUCCGCAGCAUCGAAAAUUUCUGUGUAGUCUUUCGCGAGGUGCAUUCCUCUGGUGACAAACAGACGUUGCGAGUCACAGACUUUGAUGCCACUUCAUUACGAUAUCGCCUUCUAUGCAUGGAAUCCGCUCGGCGAUCAGCUACUCACGAAGAAUUAAUUGGCGACGCAUGUCGUGUUGGAGCGCUGGUCUUCUUGAAGACCGUCUUCGACCAGUUCGGCUGGUGGGGUACGGCACACAUCGUGCGGGGACGAAGACACACGACUAUUCUCGAGAAGCUCAAGGUUUAUCUUAAGAGGAUUGAUUCUAGCGUGGAUGCUCUCAAGACUGAGUGCCUGGAGCUGGAGCUGUGGUUGACGUGCAUGGCAGGCUUGCUACCACUGCAACACAUUAAUAAACUGUGGUUUGGCUCUUGCCUCGAGGUUGUGGUUACAAAGCUACGUCUCAAGAGCUGGGAAGAAGUGGAGGCUGUGCUUAGAAAGUUUCUUUGGAUUGAAUGGAUACAUGGACGGGCGUGCAAGGCAUUUUGGGAGGAUGCACAAAGAGGUGAAAAGCAGGCCAUGCCGGGAGUCUUGUCAUAACACAAGGUUGUAGCGAAAGGUCUCUUGGCUUGCUUCAAUUCU